AUGUGUUUAAAUCAAGUUUAUUAUGGUGAUACAUGCACAAUGGAUGAAGCAUGUCGUCAAGAUAUUGGUCUUCAAUGUUCUUCAAAUUGUCAGAAAUGUAUAUGCAAUUCGACAGCUUCUUGGAACAAUGCAUCAUGUGUAAUUGGUCAAACAGUUUGUCCAAGUUCGAAGCCACCUGAUCCAUGUGUGGCAGCCUAUUGGCCACUAGAUGGUAAUGCCAAUGAUCUCACUAAUACACAUAAUGGUACAUUAGUUGGAAAUCCAUCAUUUGUGAUGGGAUACAUAGAUCACGCUAUACAGUGUUCUGGUACACCAUAUAUCACCGUGCCUUACAUUGAUUUUUAUCGUCGAAGUUUUUCUAUUGAAUUUUGGUUCUAUAUUAAUAAUCGUACGAAUGGCGAUAUAGGUUUAUUAGGCGAAUGUAUGAAUGGUACUAGUCACACAUGUCUUCAUUUAGAACUUAAGAAUGCUUCAAAACCAUUCAUGGGAUUUUUCUACGAUGACAGUGUAGGUUCCAGCAGUAUUGUAAAUUAUCAAUGGUAUCAUAUUGCAUUCGUCUACAAUAAUACUGCUAGACAGCGUCAAAUAUACGUCAACGGAUUGGUCGAAAAUAUCAGUUUGUCUAGUUCACUAUCUUCUACUGGUUACCUUGGUCAAUGUGGUCCAGUAACAAUUUGUAAAACAAUUACUUCGCCAUUAAGCGCCAUAACUUACAUUGAUCAAAUAUUUGUUACACAACGAGCAAAAACUGCUAACGAAAUCUUGAAUGAUGCCACUUUUAUCGCUUAUUAUUCAUUUGAUUGUGGUUCUAUUCUUGAUUCAGGUCCAAAUCUUCUUCAAAGUUUUGCAGUUGGACAAACAAUGAUCAAUGGUCGAGUGUAA
Messenger RNA from Adineta steineri, 882 nucleotides. Lineage: Eukaryota; Metazoa; Rotifera; Eurotatoria; Adinetida; Adinetidae. The record is from the annotation of a GenBank genome assembly.